Messenger RNA from Rhinichthys klamathensis goyatoka, 931 nucleotides. RefSeq names its product trypsin-3. Gene Ontology annotation, molecular function: serine-type endopeptidase activity. The record is from RefSeq and is a predicted model, not a curated record. The transcript has 6 exons. Gene Ontology annotation, biological process: proteolysis. NCBI's taxonomy places the organism in Eukaryota, Metazoa, Chordata, Actinopteri, Cypriniformes, Leuciscidae. The coding region runs from base 79 to 834 and encodes 251 amino acids.
UGCGGAAGGUAACAUUUACCAAGUUAGUGGGAUUUAGCUGUUCAGGAUUGAGUUUUCGAUGCUCAGGACCCCUCAAACAUGAAGAAAUGCCUUGAAUACCCCUUGCUCCUCAUCACCUUGACGCUUCACGGCUCACUGCAGCAGAGAAUAAUUGGAGGACAGGAGGUUGAGCCCUAUUCCAUAAAGUACCAGGCCUCUGUUCAGUACAACAACUAUCAUUACUGCGGAGGAACACUCAUACACCCGCAGUGGGUGGUCACUGCUGCCCACUGCUGGAGACCGAGCUAUUUAAUCAAAGUGGUUUUGAGUGAACAUGACCUCUCCAAAAAAGAGGGCUUGGAGCAGAUGUUCAAUGUGUCCAGAGUUCUGGUGUAUUACAUGUACAAUUACAGGACAUUUGAUAGUGACAUUAUGCUCUUGAAACUGGAGAAGCCCGCAGAGCUCAAUGCCAACGUUCAGCCAGCCGUGAUGCCCACCUCACUCGCUCCUAUACCAGGGGGCACGAUAUGCAUGGUCAGCGGCUGGGGAGUCACUCAGGUCUACAGUUAUUACCUGUCCCCCGUCCUGCGUGCUGUGGAAGUCCAGAUCAUCCCUCAGUGUCAAUACUACUACUACUACAGAAUCACAGACAACAUGGUGUGCGCCGGCUCCCCGCUGGGCGGCAAAGACUCCUGCCAGGGCGACUCUGGCGGGCCUCUCAUCUGUAAUGGGUAUUUUGAGGGGAUCGUGUCCUGGGGCAUCAGCUGUGCCAACCCUUAUUUCCCAGGAGUCUACACCAAAGUCCGCAACUACGUCUCCUGGAUCAAAUGGAUAAUAGAAAAUGACAACAGCUAGACAACAGAAUGUCCUUUUUCCAAAGGUUGUUGAACUGUACUCCGGUCAAUGUCUAUCAGAUAAGAUGAAUACCAUCAUUAAAAGUUGUUUUAUUCUU